Komagataella phaffii GS115 is the source of this 528-nucleotide messenger RNA. Its product is annotated as Acireductone dioxygenease involved in the methionine salvage pathway. The record is from RefSeq and is a predicted model, not a curated record. NCBI's taxonomy places the organism in Eukaryota, Fungi, Ascomycota, Pichiomycetes, Pichiales, Pichiaceae. Gene Ontology annotation, molecular function: acireductone dioxygenase [iron(II)-requiring] activity. Bases 1 to 528 code for a protein of 175 amino acids. The transcript has a single exon.
AUGCAGCUUUACUAUCAUGAUGGUUUAGACACCCCAGAUAAUUUCUGUGAAGAUCACAAUUCUGGGGAAGAGGUGUCAGUUGAAGAGCUGUCCAAAAUUGGAGUGAUAUACUACCAUUUGGACGAAGAGAGUCAAGUUGAGAAGAUUGCCAGGGAAAGAGAUUACAAGAACAGAGAUUUUGUGGUUCUAUCUGAUGAGACUUUCCCUGGUGGGCCAGAUGCUUUGCAAGAGAAACUGAAAGUCUUCUACAAGGAGCAUCUUCACGAAGAUGAGGAGAUUAGAUUCAUCCUGGAUGGAGAAGGCUACUUUGACGUGAGAUCACAGAACGACAGGUGGAUCCGAAGCAAGCUUUUCAAAGGUGAUUUACUGAUUCUUCCUGCUGGGAUUUACCACAGAUUCACGUUGUCCACUAAGAAGUAUGUCAAGACAAUGAGGUUGUUCAAGGAGGAGCCAAAAUGGCAAGCCUAUAACAGACCGGCUGAUGACAAAGGAGCUAGAUUGGAGUACUUGAAAAGUAUUCAGGUGUAG